This is a messenger RNA of Pipistrellus nathusii (Nathusius's pipistrelle), 1026 nucleotides long. NCBI's taxonomy places the organism in Eukaryota, Metazoa, Chordata, Mammalia, Chiroptera, Vespertilionidae. The record is from the annotation of a GenBank genome assembly.
AUGGAGCGAGCUGUGCCGCCCACGGUGCCUCUGGGUCAGGUGGAAGUGUUUCAGGCCCUGCAGCGGUUGCACAUGACCAUUUUCUCCCAGAGCUUCUCACCCUGCGGGAAGUUCCUGGCUGCGGGUAACAACUACGGGCAGAUCGCCAUCUUCAGCUUGUCCGCUGCUUUGAGCUCUGAGGCCAAAGAGGAAAGCAAGAAGCCCAUAGUGACCUUCCAAGCCCACGACGGGCCCGUCUACAGCAUGGUCUCCACGGAUCGACACCUGUUCAGCGCCGGGGACGGGGAGGUGAAGGCCUGGCUUUGGGCAGAGAUCCUCAAGAAGGGCUGCAAGGAGCUAUGGUGCCGUCAGCCCCCCUACAGGACCAGCCUGGAAGUGCCUGAGAUCAACGCUCUGCUUCUCGUCCCCAAGGAGAAUUCCCUCAUCCUGGCGGGGGGAGACUGCCAGCUGCACACGAUGGACCUGGAGACGGGGACCUUCACGCGGGCCCUCCGAGGCCACACUGACUACAUCCACUGCCUGGCCCUGCGGGAGCGCAACCCCGAGGUGCUGUCUGGCGGCGAGGAUGGAACCGUGCGGCUCUGGGAUCUUCGCACGGCCAACGAGGUCCAGACGAUUGAGGUCUACAAGCAUGAGGAGUGCUCCAGGCCCCACAACGGGCGCUGGAUCGGAUGUUUGGCGACUGACUCGGACUGGAUGGUCUGCGGAGGAGGCCCCGCCCUCACCCUCUGGCACCUCCGAUCCUCCACGCCCACCACCAUCUUCCCCAUGUGGGCACCGCAGAAGCACGUCACCUUCUACCAGGACCUGAUCCUGUCAGCCGGCCAGGGCCCCUGCGUCAACCAGUGGCAACUGAGUGGGGAGCUGAAGGCCCAGGUGCCUGGUUCCUCCCCGGGGCUGCUCAGCCUCAGCCUCAACCAGCAGCCAGCGGCACCCGAGUGCAAGGUGCUGACAGCGGCAGGCAACAGCUGCCGGGUGGACGUUUUCACCAAUCUAGGCUAUCGGGCCUUCUCCCUGUCCUUCUGA